CAAAACAAACCCGAGAUUGUUGUUCAAUAUGCAAGUUGUUUAUUCUGCGUUAGCUAGCUUUUGAAAACUUGUAAUAAAAAAUGGACGCGGAUGAAAAGCACGACUCCAGCACAAAUGAUAAAACGGUGGAAAUUCCCAAACCGCCUUCAAUCGAGGAUUUCAUCGUCCUGAAGCCCGUCAGCCGCGGCGCUUUUGGCAAAGUCUACCUCGCAAGGAAGAAGUGCAAUGCGCGAUUAUACGCCAUUAAGGUGAUGAAGAAAGCAGACAUGGUUGAUAAAAAUAUGACGGGCCAGAUGAAGGCAGAGAGAGAUGCACUCGCUUUGAGCAAAAGCCCCUUUGUGGUUCACCUGUUUUACUCCCUUCAGACAGCCACCAAGAUCUAUCUGGUAAUGGAGUACCUAAUCGGUGGAGAUGUCAAGUCUCUGCUUCACAUAUAUGGAUAUUUCGACCAGGAUAUGUCCGUAAAAUACAUUUCAGAGGUUGCACUGGCUUUGGACUACCUCCAUCGUCAUUGUAUAAUCCACAGGGACCUGAAGCCCGACAACAUGCUGAUAUCCAAUGAAGGCCACAUCAAGCUGACAGAUUUUGGUCUUUCCAAAGUCAAGCUUGACAGAGAGCUGAGUCUUAUGGAUAUCCUUACCACUCCAUCCUUGGCUAAACCUAAGAAAGAUUACUUCCGCACCCCGGGUCAAGUCCUCUCCUUAAUCAGCUCCCUUGGCUUUAAUUCACCUGCAGGAGAAGGCAGGCGUCACUGCAGUGCGUCUGCUGUGUCCAGUCCCAUGUCCUGUGGCAAAAUAAAACAGAAGACAAGCUCUCUUGGUUCUCCCUUGAUGAAGAAAAAACAUCAGUUGCAGUCUCCGGCUUGCUGCCCUUGGAAAACGGGACCCAACAACAUGGUGCUUAGUCCUCAUAAUUUGGCUAAAAAUCUGACCCCCUCACUGCUGAAAACCAGGAGGAGGUUUGAGACGAUGAGCGCAGGCAGCACCACUGACCUUGAAGGUGACAUCAGUCCACUGUGGGAGUGUGAGGAGAAAGAAAAUGAACAGAGGGGGAGAGAGCGAUCUCAGUCCAAAGUGCCUCAUCAGGACUCUGCAUCCACAAAUCUGACCACAUUUGGUUUCUCUGCCGAGGCCACCAGCAACCAGUCAGAUCCAGUCCAUCUAACAGAAAAGAGGCCUCAUGCCAGCAAACUGGAGUCUGUUCCCACAGCUGAGGAUGAUUUUUGCCUCUCAGCUCCGUCUGUAAAAAGAACAUUUUCUGAUGUUGAGAAAAGCCCAGAACCCCCGGACAACCAAGCCAAGAAGCGUAAUGCAGCUUAUAAGAGAUGCUUCGAGAUUCCAGAGGAGACUGUGAGGUUUCACACCGGCCUGACUGGAACAUUUUCCACCAUUCAAAUAGGUGACUUCAUGGCCUCCACAGAGGGGAUCCGGUCAGCUGAAGACCGGAUCCCAAAGCGCUCCAGUCCCAUCGCUGUGGCCAAAACUCUGUUUAGUGAACUGGAGGAGCCAACAGAGGAUGUGUUUGAGGACGCAGCCAAAGAUCUGUCACACACAAGCUUCACAUCACCAAUCGCCGGGAACAGCGACAUUUGCAGGAGCUUGAGCCUCGACUCUGACGGGUCCAUGCACGAAACGUCUCCCACUAUUGACAGCCGUGCAUCUCUCAAGCCAAGAGAGUUUUACCAAAACAGGACUUCAGUGUCAUCAAUGGAGCAAGAGGAAAAUAAAGAUUCUCUCAUUACUGAAUCACUCCCACAGACUCCAUCUGCUGUCACCACUGAAACACCCAAACUCGGUAACCUCGCCCACAGAGGAUCUCAGUGCUCCUUUCUGAACCGGCUCCCUGAUCUGGCCUGCAGUGUCGCACAGUCCUCCUCUUUCCUCAAGCCGAGAAAUGUUGUAGCUUUCCGGAGCUACUGCAGCUCCAUUAACCGCUCCAACAUGUCGGGGGUGUCCCGGUUUAGCAUUGGUUCUGUUGACGCUAUGGACGUGUCCACAGCCGCUUCCUAUCACUGUGCGUCUGGCAGCGCAACACCAGUGCAGAGAAGACCCAGCUCCAACAGCUCCCUCAGUCAGACUCCUCAGCCCAUGUCCACCUCUCACACCCCCUUCAGGACCCCAAAGAGUGUCCGACGGGGAGCGCUGCCUGUUGAGGGUGCACCCAUUUUAGGAACUCCUGACUAUUUGGCUCCAGAGCUUCUCUUGGGAAAACCACAUGACUGCAUGGUGGACUGGUGGGCGCUGGGUGUGUGUCUUUUCGAGUUCCUCACAGGUGUGCCACCUUUCAACGACGAGACGCCUCAACUGGUCUUCCAGAAUAUUCUCAACAGAGAUAUUCCCUGGCCUGAGGAAGAGGAGGAACUGUCUGUAAACUCAAGAAAUGCGAUCGAAAUUCUCCUGACCAUGGACAUGACAAAACGAGCUGGUCUUAAAGAGCUCAAGUGUCACCCGCUGUUUGAGGGCUUGGACUGGGACAACCUGCAGAACCAGCCAAUGCCUUUCAUCCCUCAGCCAGAGGACGAAACCGACACCUCGUACUUUGACGCAAGAAACAACGCUCAGAACAUCGCCGUGUCUGGCUUCAGUCUGUAG
Molecule: messenger RNA, 2591 nt
Organism: Plectropomus leopardus (leopard coralgrouper)
Lineage: Eukaryota; Metazoa; Chordata; Actinopteri; Perciformes; Serranidae
Gene: mastl
Product: microtubule associated serine/threonine kinase-like
Biological process (GO): intracellular signal transduction; peptidyl-serine phosphorylation
Cellular component (GO): nucleus
Molecular function (GO): protein serine/threonine kinase activity; ATP binding
Source: RefSeq, a predicted model, not a curated record